AGGACAUUCCUGUGAAGGCGAGGUCUCCAUAUUGCUGUAUGGCUGUUUUAACUUUUCUUGGAACGAGCUAGGGUGAAUUCGGACUUUGUCGCGACACCAGAGUCACUGGCGUGAUUUUGCAGCGACCAGAGGGGCGGGACUGCUGACGGUCUGACUCAGCUUCUAGAGUCGUCGUUGUUAAUUGGCUGCACGCUAGAAUGUCCUGGGACACUUAAAAACCACAGCUGCCCUGCCUGGCGCGACUCCAGACCAGUAAACCAGCAUCUGGACAGGGUCUGCAUGGCAGUGUAUUCUAAACCAUCCUAGGUGGUGUUACACGGCCGAGAGUGAGACCCAGCCUUCUGAUUCUGACCCCACGAGGAUCCCGAUUAGGACCACUAGCCCCGUGGGCUUCAUCACUUGAUUUCGGCUAAGUUGACCCCGAUUUUGCACAAAAGGCCGAGAAGCGGUGAUGAUGAGCCCGAGUGUUUUUUUGACACAGAUUCCAUUUUGAGCUCCACAGAAACUCACUCUUGGGCUUCCUGCGCCGGUGCUUGCAAAACCGGACUGUCCUUUUUUGUUGGCAGUUUGGCUAUUCAUCCUUAAUAGAGCCUCACCCCCCAUCACUGAAUUCAGCAUGGGGGAGAAGUCAGAGAACUGUAAGGUUCCAGAGGAUAUGUUCAAUGGUUUGAAGGUUACAGAGCCUCAGGAAACAGAGCAUAGGAAACCUCAAGUUCCUGAUCCCAGAGAUCAGCAUUCCCAGAGCAAGCUGCCCAAGGAGGAUGAGGCCCCGCCCCAGGAGGACCAGGGAGAAGAGGAGUGUUUUCAUGACUGCAGUGCCUCAUUUGAGGAGGAGGAGCCAGGAGUGCAUAAGGUUGAGAACAAAGCUGGUGAUGAUGCAAAUACCUCUGAGCUAGAUGAAGAAUACCUAAUGGAACUGGAAAAAAACAUGCCCGAUGAAGAGAAACAGAAAAGAAGAGAAGAGAGCACUAGACUAAAGGAGGAGGGAAACGAACAGUUUAAGAAAGGAGAUUAUGUAGAAGCUGAGAAUUCUUACAGUCAAGCUCUUCAGAUGUGUCCAGCCUGCUUCCAGAAAGACAGGUCUGUUCUGUUUUCAAACAGAGCUGCUGCAAGGAUGAAACAGGACAAGAAGGAGAUGGCCAUUGGUGACUGCAGCAGAGCAAUUCAGUUAAACCCCAGCUACAUCAGGGCAAUAUUGAGAAGAGCAGAGUUGUAUGAGAAAACAGACAAACUAGACGAAGCCCUGGAAGAUUAUAAAUCUAUAUUAGAAAAAGAUCCAUCAGUAUAUCAAGCAAGAGAAGCUUGUAUGAGAUUACCUAAGCAGAUUGAAGAGCGCAAUGAAAGACUAAAAGAAGAAAUGUUAGGUAAACUAAAGGAUCUUGGAAACUUGGUUCUCCGACCUUUUGGGCUCUCCACAGAAAAUUUCCAGAUCAAACAGGAUUCCUCUACUGGCUCCUACUCCAUCAAUUUUGUUCAAAAUCCAAAUAAUAAUAGAUAACAAAGAUAACAGUAGUCAUACAAGCUGACUGGGAGGUUGUGUGCUGCUUGCUGUUUGCAAGGGGCAAAGCCCUGCAGCGUUUAUUUUCAAAAGCAUCUUACCUAAGAGAAAGGCUACCAGUAGAGCCUUGUGCCGCCUUCCCGCUCUCGUUUUAUGGUGAGGCUGAAAUGUACUUCCCAAUGUAUGAGCCUAAUUUGAUUUCCAUUUUAAGGUGGUGUUUGUGCAGCUGUUAUCCCUGGUUCUGGCUGUCCCUUGUCCAGGAGGAAGCCUGCUUGUCAAGGCUGACCUCCUGGAGCCGCCCAGUGUCCUAACCCUAGCCAGCAGAAGCCGCUCCCUAACCAAGCAAGCCUGUCAUGGGAGAUGACCAGUGUGAUGACCAGGGUCCCCUCCUGCAGCCCCUCCCUGCUUACACAUGCUCAGAGGCUGCUGUGCAGGGUCUCCAGCACUCCCCGACUUCCUCUGUGGUAAUAAAAGCUUUCCGUGACAGUC
This is a messenger RNA of Castor canadensis (American beaver), 1987 nucleotides long. The record is from RefSeq and is a predicted model, not a curated record. NCBI's taxonomy places the organism in Eukaryota, Metazoa, Chordata, Mammalia, Rodentia, Castoridae.